Molecule: messenger RNA, 2429 nt
Organism: Cyprinodon tularosa
Lineage: Eukaryota; Metazoa; Chordata; Actinopteri; Cyprinodontiformes; Cyprinodontidae
Product: zinc finger protein 185
Exons: 9
Coding region: 148-1869 (573 amino acids)
Source: RefSeq, a predicted model, not a curated record
AUGCUCAGUAGGGGGUGGAAUCUGAAAUGACAGGUUGGGUUUAAGUAUCACCACCAACCUGGUGGCAACAGAGACGCAGAGAAGACUCAGCAUCAUCGGGGUGGACGACCCAGCAGACUGAAAUAGGUUCAAGAUCAUAGAGACACCAUGUCAGCAGACUUUGGCAAAAAGAAGGUAUUUCAACAAAUCAAGGUCAGUCAUGAGUUCAAGGAGGAUAACUGUUGGAUCAAGAGGCCUGAGGAGGACAGUGUGACUUCUGAAAAGAAACAGAAACUGGCUCCGCCCAAAAAGGGUUCAUACAUCCAGUCGAUCCUCAGAAGAUUUGAGGGUUCACCUAUUGAGACUAACAAUGAAAUCAAUCCUGGUAAAUAUGAUGCACCGCUCGAGGAAAGAAGAGGAAAUACUGCAAGAGAUACAACAACCACAUCACCAGCAGAAAAACUGGUUAAUAAGCCAGAGCCACAAAAGCAAAUGCCAGUUAUAAACACAAAUGGACAAAAAAAGGAGGUGGGAGUAGAAGCACCAGCUGACGAGUCCAAUAUGGAAGACAACAUGGUGCCUGUUAAGGUCCCAGCAGAUGUCGAUAAAGAACAAGAAAUCCAACCAGCUCCUUCAGCAACCGAAAAUGUUGAUGCAGCAGAUAAACCUGCAGAAGUCGAAGGAAAAACCGCUGAUACUGAGCCUAAAAUAGUAGCAAAGCAGCUUUUCAGUGAUCUUCAGGAGCCAGCUAGUGUCACAGACACUGAAGAGGUUCCUGCUACACCCCUAUUCAUACCAAAACCUCAGGAGGAAGCUUUAAUCAGAGCAGAGCCAGCAAAUACACGUAGUUUGGGGGAUGCAGGGGAGGAAGAAUCUGUGCUAACUAAAGACGGUAGUGCAGAGAAAUCCCUGCAACAGGAGAGAAAUGGAGAAAUCCUCCCUGCUGUCUCUCAGUUUACAGUGCAGGAGAUGGCUGAGAACUCUGCAGCACCUGAUGAAGACAUUUCUCCUCAAGCCACCAAGGAAUCCGACAUACAGUUUGAAACUGUGAGCAAGUCCCUAAGUCAGUUUGACAAUGAAACACCUGUGGAGGGCAGUUGUGAAAAACAACCCCAAGAACAAGAUAAUAAAGAAGCUGAGGUUGAGAAUGUGAUGGCAACCCCCAAAGUUGAUAAUGCAACACCCAGUGAGGAGGCACCUCCACAUAACAGCAUGCAACCAGGCACCAAUACUCCGUCUGAGUCACAUUCUGAUGCUGAGGAUGUUGUUGUAGCUGUGAAGUGUGAAGUUGAUCAGGAAGCCAUAGAGGAGCCAGUCUUAAAAAGCAGAACGGAGGAGGCUGUUGAGGCCGAAAUCCAACCGGUUAACAGCACUGCUGUUGAACGACAUGAUGAGCCCUCAGUGGAAAAUGAACAGGUGGACCUUAACAUUGAAGAUGUUCAUAAAGCAAUACCCCCUGGAGAUGAUGGAGCUGUUCUGGAUGCUUCUGAUUUUAAAGCCAUUGAUCUGACAGAUGCACUGGAUAUGAAAGUACCUCAGAAUGCAUCUGUUCCUGAACCUGAAGAGUCAAAAGGACUUAAUCAGGAGGAGCUGUAUGAGCAGCGUGAUGAUACCAAAGAUUCCAAUGGGAUUCAAAAACCCGAAGAAGAGCCAAAUUCAACCAAAGCCCCUAAAACACCCAGGGAUGAAAAAUCCAUCUGCUCCUACUGCCUCAACGUCAUCGAUGGGUGUAUCAAGCUUUAUUUUAAUUAUCCGCCUAUGGCAUGCCAUCCAGAAUGCCUCAAGUGUGGCGUUUGUGAAAAGGCGAUUGGAGACCUGAAUAGCCGUAUCUUCCUGCAUGACAAAGUGAUCCACUGUAAUGACUGCUUUUCUAGGGUGCUUAAUAUUUGAAUUCAGCUGGGGACAAACACUGUAUGUCUCACAGGUUACGGUGAAUAAUGUACCCUACAAAAUAUCUUCCAAUUAUAAGCUCCUGCUCUGAACGUUGCUUUUCUGAUUUAUGUUUUUUUUUCCCACUUCAAAGAAAGAUUUGGUUUAUAUGAUGUUUAAAAAUGGUGUAAUUAAAAACACUGUCAGUGCUAAUUACCACAAAUGUUUGAAUGAAAUGCUCCACGUUCAGCAAAAAUUAUUUUAUUGCCACUUACAGUAUAUGAUUAAAAUCAAAUUACAAUUAAGUCCCUUAGAUCAAAUCGUUCAAUUAGCUUUAAUUACAAAUAAGCACAUGCAACAUUUGUCAGCCGCUGCACAGUUAUUUAAAUACAGACUUCUCUUUUUCUUAUUUAAGUAGACAUGAAGACUGUCUCUCAUGUUUAACAGAAAGAGAAAGAAAUGCACAGCUGAUUUAUUCAGAAGUGACAAGUUCCAAGAUAAACUUACAUUCAGCUUUGCUAGCUUUAGACUCAUGAUGCUCCUGGCGAGGUGCGGAUAAUAAGGCAGCAGCAGCAGCAGCA